Messenger RNA from Trematosphaeria pertusa, 1521 nucleotides. RefSeq names its product nitrate transporter-like protein. Gene Ontology annotation, biological process: nitrite transport; nitrate transmembrane transport. The transcript is spliced from 5 exons. The coding region runs from base 1 to 1521 and encodes 506 amino acids. NCBI's taxonomy places the organism in Eukaryota, Fungi, Ascomycota, Dothideomycetes, Pleosporales, Trematosphaeriaceae. The record is from RefSeq and is a predicted model, not a curated record. Gene Ontology annotation, molecular function: nitrate transmembrane transporter activity; nitrite transmembrane transporter activity. Gene Ontology annotation, cellular component: membrane.
AUGGGUUUCCAGCUGAAGCAGCUCUGGAGCGCUCCGGAAAUCAACCCGUACAACAAGAAAGCAAAGUCCAUCCCUGUGUUCAAUCCUGUCGAUAAAUAUGGACGAGUGUUUUUCUUCUCCUAUUUGGGAUUUUUCAUUGCUUUCUGGUCGUGGUACGCGUUUCCGCCUCUGCUAUCCGUAACCAUCAAGAAGGAUCUUCAUCUCUCCCAGAAUGAGGUCGCCAAUUCCAACAUUAUCUCCUUGACGGCCACGCUCGUGAUGCGCGCCAUUGCCGGUCCACUCUGCGACAGAUUCGGGCCUCGCCUCACGUUCGUCGGCUGCCUUCUGCUCGGAGCGAUCCCGUCUGCGCUUGCUGGUACCGCCCACAACGCCGCAAGCCUCUAUGCCAUCCGCUUCUUCGUCGGUAUUCUCGGCAGCACCUUCGUGCCUUGUCAAGUAUGGACGACUGGCUUCUUCGACAGGAAUGUGGUCGGAACUGCCAACGCCUUGGUAGGAGGCUGGGGUAACUCCGGUGGUGGUAUUACUUACUUCGUCAUGCCUGCUAUCUACGAUUCUCUUGUACACAAGAGCGGGCUGACACCUCAUGUCGCCUGGCGUGUCUCCUUCAUCGUGCCCUUCAUCCUCAUCACUGCUACCGCUAUCGCCAUGCUUCUCCUAACCGAAGACACUCCCACCGGCAAGUGGUCCGACCGCGAGAAGGCGGUACCUGUUGGCCACACCAACGCCACCAUUGUCCCGACGACCGGCGACCUCACCGAUAAGCCUACAACCACUGGCUCAUUCUCUUCAAACGACGACAAGAAGACGCCUAUCGUUCCAGCAGAUGUCGAAUCCGCUACCGGAGAAGUCCAGAUCAUCGACGAAGUCCAGCACGAGGUCAUCGUCAGCCCUAGCGGCAAGGAGAUCCUGAAAAUCCUGUGCUCAAUCCAGACUAUCACGCUCUGCGCCGCAUACGUCUGCUCGUUCGGCGGCGAGCUGGCUAUCAACUCCAUCCUGGGCUCGUACUACCUGAAGAACUUCAAGCACCUCGGCCAGACACAGACAUCGUCUGGCCGAUGGGCCGCCAUGUUCGGUCUCCUCAACGUCAUCACGCGACCGGCUGGCGGCUUCUUCGGCGACCUGAUCUACAAGUGGACCAACCACAAUCUGUGGGCGAAGAAGCUGUGGAUCCACUUCGUCGGCAUCAUGUCCGGCAUCUUCCUCAUCGUGAUCGGCAAACUUGACCCUAAGAAUCUCGAUGAGAUGAUCGGUCUCAUUGCGCUGAUGGCUAUCUUCCUGGAGGCGGGUAAUGGCGCUAACUUUGCGCUGGUGCCGCAUGUGCAUCCUUUCGCCAACGGUAUCGUCUCCGGCCUCGUCGGCGCCUCGGGCAAUCUUGGCGGCAUCAUCUUCGCCAUCAUCUUCCGCUACAACGGCACGCACUAUGCGCGCGUCUUCUGGAUCAUGGGCGUCAUGGUCAUUGGCUUGAACGUCGGGUUCAUCUGGGUUCGGCCCAUUCCAAAGGGCCAGAUUGGUGGUCGCUAG